This is a messenger RNA of Sapajus apella (tufted capuchin), 3457 nucleotides long. RefSeq names its product matrix metallopeptidase 21 (gene MMP21). Gene Ontology annotation, molecular function: metalloendopeptidase activity; zinc ion binding. The record is from RefSeq and is a predicted model, not a curated record. Gene Ontology annotation, cellular component: extracellular matrix. The transcript has 10 exons. The coding region runs from base 560 to 2281 and encodes 573 amino acids. Gene Ontology annotation, biological process: collagen catabolic process; extracellular matrix organization; proteolysis. NCBI's taxonomy places the organism in Eukaryota, Metazoa, Chordata, Mammalia, Primates, Cebidae.
GUAGAUGUUCUGGGUGACUGAAGAGUCAACGUGGGAAGCCAGGUUGAAGCCAGAGUCUCACACAACACCCUGAGUGGCAAUAGGGCCACCUAGGAUGGCGACUCCUGGACUGAGGAGAGUUGCUGAAGAAGUUUGUGCAGGGAAGGAAUAAAGGAUUAUGCAAGAAUUUGAGAGCCAAGGCAGAAUGCAACUGGCCCCCAGGCCCAGGUGGGCCAGCGCUCAUUUAGCGGCAAGCUUGCCCACAGCACAUCUCCAUAGAAAUGGAACCCGCAGGGACUGGAGGAUGUAAUUACCCGAGGAUAUGGCAAAGAGAGGAGAGGAGUUCUCACACCAACAAGAAAGGUGAGCCUGGGGUCUUCAAAGGCAGCCCGCCCAGGGCCUGCCACGUGGCUUCCAAGUGGGCACACUUCAGGGCUGGGUGAGAAAUGCUUGGAAACCUGGGUGCUCCCUUCUGGGCGGCUUAUAAAAGCCACCCCAGGUCCGGCUCCUUAAGGAGGGGUGACGGGGACGGGGACGGGGAUGAAGCCAGGCAGGAAGGGCAAGGGAUCAGACCAAGCCAAUGCUCGCCGCCUCCAUCUUCCGUCCGACACUGCUGCUCUGCUGGCUGGCUGUUCCCAGGCCCACCCAGCCUGAGAGCCUCUUCCAUAGCCGGGAUCACUCGGACCUAGAGCCAUCCCCACUGCGCCAGGCCAAGCCCAUUGCUGACCUCCACGCUGCUCAGAGGUUCCUGUCCAGAUAUGGCUGGUCGGGGGCGCGGGCGGCCUGGGGGCCCAGCCCCGAGGGGCCGCUGGAGACCCCCAAGGGCACCGCCCUGGCGGAGGCGGUGCGCAGGUUCCAGCGGGCGAACGCGCUGCCGGCCAGCGGGGAGCUGGAUGCGGCCACCCUGGCGGCCAUGAACCGGCCGCGCUGCGGGGUCCCGGACACGCGCCUGCCACCCCCUGCUGCCCCGCGUGCGCCCCCGGGCCCGCUCCCCAGAGCCCGCCCCAGGCGCUCCCCGCAGGCACCGCUGUCCCUGUCCCUGUCCCUGUCCCGGCGGGGUUGGCAGCCCCGGGGCUCCUCCAACGGUGGGGCCGUCCAGGCCUUCUCCAAGAGGACGCUGAGCUGGCGGCUGCUGGGCGAGGCUCUGAGCAGCCAGCUGUCCGCGGCGGAGCAGAGGCGCAUCGUGGCCCUGGCCUUCAGGAUGUGGAGCGAGGUGACGCCGCUGGACUUCCGCGAGGACCUGGCCGCCCCCGGGGCCGCGGUCGACAUUAAGCUGGGCUUUGGGAGAGGCCGGCACCUGGGCUGUCCCCGGGCCUUCGAUGGGAGCGGGCAGGAGUUUGCACACGCCUGGCGCCUAGGUGACAUUCACUUUGACGAUGAUGAACACUUCACACCUCCCACCAGUGACAUGGGCAUUAGCCUUCUCAAGGUGGCAGUCCAUGAAAUUGGCCAUGUUCUGGGCUUGCCUCACACCUACAGGACAGGAUCCAUAAUGCAACCAAAUUACAUUCCUCAGGAGCCUGCGUUUGAGUUGGACUGGGCGGACAGGAAAGCGAUUCAAAAGCUGUACGGCUCCUGUGAGGGAACAUUUGAUACGGCAUUUGACUGGAUUCGCAAAGAGAGAAACCAAUAUGGAGAGGUGAUGGUGAGAUUUAGCACGUAUUUCUUCCGCAACAGCUGGUACUGGCUUUACGAAAACCGAAACAAUAGGACACGCUAUGGGGACCCUAUCCAAAUCCUUGUUGGCUGGCAUGGAAUCCCAACACACAGCAUAGAUGCCUUCGUUCACAUCUGGACAUGGAGAAGAGAUGAACGUUAUUUUUUUAAAGGAAAUCAAUACUGGAGAUAUGACAGUGACAAGGACCAGGCCCUCACAGAAGAUGAACAAGGAAAAAGCUAUCCCAAGUUGAUAUCCGAAGGAUUUCCUGGCAUCCCAAGCCCCCUAGACACAGCCUUUUAUGACCGAAGAAAGAAGUUAAUUUACUUCUUCAAGGAGUCCCUUGUAUUUGCAUUUGAUGUCAACAGAAAUCAAGUACUUAAUUCUUAUCCAAAGAAGAUGACUGAAGUUUUUCCAGCAGUAAUACCACAAAACCAUCCUUUCCGAAAUAUAGAUUCUGCUUAUUACUCCUAUGCAUACAACUCCAUUUUCUUUUUCAAAGGCAAUGCAUACUGGAAAGUAGUUAAUGACAGGGACAAACAACAGAAUUCCUGGCUUCCUACUGAUGGCUUAUUUCCAAAAAAGUUUAUUUCAGAGAAGUGGUUUGAUGUUUGUGAUGUCCAUAUCUCUACACUGAACAUGUAAUGAGAAAAAAAUGGAAAAUGGAGAGUCAAGUCAUAGGACUUCGCUAAGACAAAAAUUCUGACAUUGUUUACAAAGAAAACCAGAUUUUCAGUAGCUGAGGCAAAUAUGGCUCUGUAAGUUAAAACCCAGUGGAAAAAGCCUUAGUUGAACUUUUAAAAGACUUGAUUUAAAAAUCAGUUGCUCAGAUAAAACAUAAUUCAUAACCUAGAAAGGUUAAAAACAAAACAAAAAAACAAAACUAAGCAUCCAAAGAUCUUUGUCUGCUUGCUGCUCUGUGGGGCUCUGCCCAUCCCAACUGCUUGCCCACCUGAUUUAUGGGAGUUGGAAAGGUGACCAGAGCCAUGGGUCAAGCUAUCAAGGAAGGAGACGCCAUGGAUAUGAUCUUACUGAGGGAUUCGACUGGAAAGGUCACGGAAUUCAAAUGAAUUGCACUCCAAGGUCCCUGUCAGAAUGACAUUUCUCUAAUGACAGUAUAUAAAAGGCUUUCAAGUGCAUUUCUCUCUUGAUCUUCACAACUCUGUCAGCGCGGCAGGAUGGAUACUAUCGUACACAUUUCCAGUCAUAUUAACCAAAGUUCAUCUGUUGGAUCCGGCCAAAAGUCAAAUGCAGUGGCAGCUCUGGGCCCUCAUCUCCAAAUUCCAGCCCAGGGUCCUCUGCACUUCCUCUGUAUCACCGUGGUGGUGGCUGGCCCUGCAGUGCGUUGCGCCAUCUGGUUUGAACACACAGGCCUGCAACCCAAAUGGUCCUGAACAGAACAACUCUUCUGGUUCACUGUAAUUCACUUAGUGUUCUCUCCUGGCACUUUAUAUGACAGUUUACUUAGGUUCUAAAGACCAGACUACCAAAAGGAGACUCUUGAAGCUAGUUGGAUAAUUUUAUUUUUCCAUUUAUGUCUAGGAUAGGCAUAUGUCCCUUCCACUUUUACAUAAUACGGCUAUUAACUCUUAACCCGAAUGAAACCCAAUGUCAUUUGUAAUGAAGUGAACAAAACCCAGGCGAUGAAAUGAACUAAAAUGGUUUCAGUAGCCUCAAUGAUCAGGCCACAAAUACCAAAUUUCUUCUUCUAAAGUAACAGCUAAAACACAGUUGAAGAUAGCAGUUUAAUGGACUGAAGGAGAAGAAAUGACAAUCGAGACUCAAAUAUACUGAGGAGUUUCAUCACUUCUUCUCGAUUGA